This is a messenger RNA of Neurospora tetraspora, 722 nucleotides long. RefSeq lists its product as uncharacterized. The record is from RefSeq and is a predicted model, not a curated record. NCBI's taxonomy places the organism in Eukaryota, Fungi, Ascomycota, Sordariomycetes, Sordariales, Sordariaceae. Bases 1 to 270 code for a protein of 89 amino acids. The transcript is spliced from 2 exons.
AUGUCACCCAACCCAACUGGAACACCCACGUCCAAAAAGCCCAAGCCCCUCUUCAUCCUCCCCAAGUCUCACUUCGACAAAGUCGCCUCCUCGGAUCUCCUCUCUAAGCGCCCGCCUACUCCGUAUUACCCCCCUUCGAACCCUUCCGGUCUGCUAGCCGAGCCGAGCCGUGGAUUCCAGGCGAAGGAAGACCAACAUAAGGAUGACCAGAAGGAGGCAGAUGGCGAUGGCGAGAAGCAGAAGCAGAAGCUUCAGAAUGCUGGACUGUAGAGACAGUAGAGCUAUUUGGGUCCGGUGAUGUUGCGGAAUGGCGUAAGAAGGUUAGUACUAGAUCGACGUUCACGAUGCUUAUUCACGGGGCUUUUCUGUGCAUUGAUUGUUUAGAAUGGUUGACUGACUUGUGUUACUAGUGACGACGAGUGACGACGCGAGGUAUCAGGACAGCAUGUGGUGGGUUUGGUAAAACGAGAUGUCCUUUCUCGCUUCAGAAACCAUUGGCAGUCAUUAUGGAAAGUACUAUAGCGGAAAAAUGCGGUUCGUGACAUCCAAUGUCUAUAUCACGGGGCAAGGCGACGGUUAGGGGGUAGGUUGGAUAUGCGUAGUUGUACGAGGAGAGGAAGAGGGAGGAGUGUGCAAAGGUCUGGCGAUAUAGGGUAGGGCUGAGCCAUGCCCAGAGCCAGACCUGCACGUACACAUGCACGUAAUAUACCAUUGGCCAAUAG